CAUGCUCCGGAGGGAGGAGUUUUUUUUUUUGCCAUAGCAGCGGCGUGUGAUAUCCUUCCGCGGGAGUCAAACAAGGCCUUUUCCCUCCCGACAACAGAAUGAACAAGCGGCAUUGUUGCUUAAACAAUUGUUUUAAGGUUCUGCGUUUGGAAAUCGCGCAUAUCCAGAGUAAACUAAUCGGCUGGGGGAUACCGGGCUUGUAUGUUUUUCUCACCGUCUUUCAUUGUUCUAUCCACGGUCCUGUUACAUUGGUUGAACACUGAAGAAAUAAAAUCCGUGGUUGUCCGCGGCAAUCUAACUAGCGACUUCUGUUAAGAGUGGUUGGUACAGAAUGGAGCUGAUAACAAUCCUCGAAAAAACUGUCUCUCCGGAUCGAAAUGAACUGGAGGCGGCACAGAAGUUUCUGGAGCAGGCGGCAAUUGAGAAUUUGCCCACGUUCCUGGUGGAGCUCUCCAAGGUGCUCGCCAACCCUGGCAACACCCAGGUGGCUCGUGUGGCUGCAGGGAAGAACUCGCUCACCUCCAAAGACCCGGACGUGAAGACGCGUUACCAGCAGAGAUGGCUGGCCAUCGACGCCAACGCCCGGAGGGAGAUCAAGAACUUUGUUCUGCAGACCCUGGGUACGGAGACGUACCGGCCCAGCUCGGCCUCCCAGUGCGUGGCCGGCAUAGCCUGCGCAGAGAUCCCCGUCACACAGUGGCCCGAGCUCAUUCCCCAGCUGGUGGCCAACGUGACGGACCCCAGCAGCACCGAGCACAUGGAGUCCACCUUGGAGGCCAUCGGAUACAUCUGCCAGGAUAUAGACCCUGAGCAGCUGCAGGACAACGCCAACCAGAUCCUGACAGCCAUCAUCCAGGGCAUGAGGAAGGAGGAGCCCAGCAACAACGUCAAGCUGGCUGCCACCAAUGCGCUGCUCAACUCACUGGAGUUCACCAAAGCCAACUUCGACAAAGAGACAGAGAGGCACUUUAUAAUGCAGGUUGUCUGCGAGGCCACGCAGUGCCCAGACACAAGAAUCACAAUAGAAGCCAUGAAAAGUGACAUUGAUGAAGUUGCCUUACAAGGAAUUGAGUUCUGGUCGAACGUGUGCGACGAGGAGAUGGACUUGGCCAUCGAAGCGACUGAGGCAUUGGAGCAGGGCCGGCCUCCGGAGCACACCAGCAAGUUCUACGCCAAAGGAGCCUUGCAAUACCUGGUGCCCAUCCUCACCCAGACACUCACCAAGCAGGACGAGAACAACGACGAUGACGACUGGAACCCGUGCAAGGCGGCGGGCGUGUGCCUGAUGCUGCUGGCCACGUGUUGCGAGGACGAUGUGGUGCCUGACGUGUUGCCCUUCAUCAAGGAGCACAUCAAGCACCCCGACUGGCGCUACCGCGACGUCUCCGUCAUGGCCUUCGGCUCCAUCCUGGAGGGGCCCGAGCUCAACCAGCUCCAACCCCUCGUCAUCCAGGCGAUGCCCACGCUGAUUGAGCUGAUGAAGGAUCCCAGUGUUGUGGUGAGGGACACCACGGCCUGGACGGUGGGCAGGAUCUGUGAGCUUCUGCCGGAGGCGGCCAUCAACGAGGUGUACCUGGCCCCUCUGCUGCAGUGCCUCAUCGAGGGCCUGGGGGCCGAGCCACGCGUCGCGUCCAACGUCUGCUGGGCCUUCUCCAGUCUGGCGGAAGCCGUGUACGAAGGCACAGAUGCAGCAGAGGAACAGGAGGAGCCUGCCACGUACUGCCUCUCCUCCUCCUUCGAACUCAUCGUCUAGAAACUCCUAGAAACCACAGACAGGCCGGACGGUCACCAGAACAACCUGCGUAGCGCGGCCUACGGGGCCCUGAUGGAGAUUGUGAAGAACAGCGCCAAGGACUGCUACCCAGCCGUGCAGAAGACCACCCUGGUCAUCAUGGAGCGCCUGCAGCAGGUCCUGCAGAUGGAGUCUCACAUCCAGAGCACGUCGGACAGAAUUCAGUUCAACGACCUCCAGUCUCUGCUGUGUGCCACCCUGCAGAAUGUGCUGAGGAAGGUGCAGCACCAGGACGCGUUGCAGAUCUCAGACGUGGUGGUGGCCUCUCUGCUCAGAAUGUUCCAGAACACUGCCGGCUCCGGGGGCGUACAGGAGGAUGCACUCAUGGCCGUCUCAACCUUGGUGCAAGUAUUGGGUGCUGACUUUCAGAAAUACAUGGAUGCCUUUAAACCCUUCCUGGGAAUUGGAUUGAAGAAUUACGCAGAAUAUCAAGUGUGUCUGGCCGCGGUGGGCCUGGUGUGUGACCUGUGCCGGGCCCUGAUGUCCAACAUCCUGCCUUACUGCGACGAGAUCAUGCAGCUCCUGCUGGAGAACCUGGGGAAUGAGAAUGUGCACCGGUCAGUGAAGCCUCAGAUCCUGUCAGUGUUCGGAGACAUUGCCCUGGCCAUCGGCGGAGAGUUCAAGAAGUACCUGGAGAUCGUCCUGGACACGCUGCAGCAGGCGUCGCAGGCACAAGUCGACAAGACGGACUAUGACAUGGUGGACUAUCUGAACGAGCUGCGGGAGGGCUGUCUGCAGGCCUACACUGGCAUCAUCCAGGGCCUGAAGGGAGGCAAGGAGAACGUGCACCCUGACGUGAUGCUGGUGCAGCCCAGAGUGGAGUUCAUCCUGUCCUUCAUCCAUCACAUCGCUGAAGACGAGGACCACUCUAAUGGCGUGGUGGCAAACGCCGCCGGACUUAUAGGAGACCUGUGCACGGCCUUUGGGAAGGACGUGUUGAAGCUGGUAGAGCUGCGGCCCCUCAUCAACGACCUGCUGGCGGAGGGCCGGAGGUCCAAGGUCACCAUAACCAAGAUGCUGGCCACAUGGGCCACCAAGGAGCUGCGCAAGCUCAAGAGCCAGGCCUGAUGUCAUGCUUGUUGGGGAUGAGCUAGACAACAAUGAAUACACCCCACUGGAGUUUCUUCUGUCUUUUGCGUCGUGUCCGAGUUAAAGCAGAAGUGAAGCGUGCGCUGAGAUGAGUGUCUGAGAAUGUGAGAGUGAGCGAGGAUCGACGUCACACCACCUUCUGAGUACAAUUCCAGCAGUCGCCGCCCCACCCCUGAACCCCCACCACCACUUCCUUAUUCCCCUCCCCCAAAACCCUCUUCUUCUUCGGCCACCUGUGGACUGAUUCUGACUUGACGACAAGGACUCCACACAGAAACGUGGAUCGCUGUAGCCGGCUAGUUCUAGAACUCUUCUGAAAAACUAAUAUUAGUCUACAACAGGAUCACCAGAGUAGAGAAAUGAACGGACAAAUGUGGUUUUCUUUUGAGGGGAAAUUACAAACACAACAUGAUACGAAAGAACUCAACUAUUUUGCUCUUUGCCCGAUCUGUGGAAGACUUUUUCCCUUGACUCUUUUUGGUUCCUUCCAGCACUAUAUGGUUGUGGACUUCAAAAAUGGAGAUGGUCAAUUUUACGUGAACUGAACCGGAAUCCGAGAAAAGCUCACUUUUGGGGUGUUGGAAAUGCGCCCAAAGGAUCACUGCUGGAGUUGAAAGAAGACGGGACGAGCGGGCGGUCUCCACCCCCCUCGUCUCCUACCUCUAGCCUCUCUGCAAUCCUCCAGUCUGCCCCUGCACGGAGCCCCCAGAGCGCGGCAGGGGUAGAGCUGACCAGCCUGGAUGAUGGAGUGUGUCUGUGAGGGAGGGGAUUCACUGUCUCUACCCCCCCCCCUCCCCGGUUAUUUCAAAUAAAUAAUAAAGCUUGAAGCAAAUUCAGUAAGAUAUAUUUCUGAUGCUGUUUGUGAGAGAGCUGUGGGGGCUUGGUAGAUGACUUAUUAGCAGCACUUGAGUGAAUUGGCAAGAAGGUUUUCUUUAUUUCCUGCAAGAGGAAUCACUGACAAAUGUUCACCUUUUUCUUUUAAUGGCAUCAGUUGUUUCUCUUCAUCUUCAGUGUAGGCUUCUAGAAGAAAAAGACCAUUUCUUGCCAGCCCUGUUAACAAGAAUCGGUGAGGACUUGUGUUGAGUGCAUCAGGAUCAAUCAAGGCUAGGGAACACUCCCAAAAUAACUACAUUUGACAUGUAACACUGACAUCUUCUUAGUGUUAAGAUGAGCAAGGAGUAGAAAACAAGUGCCAAAUUUAGACUACUCGUCAGGGUAAAAUACAACAAGCAAACACACUUGCCUAUAGCAUGCAGUUCAUAAAUAAAUCUAGAAUUUGAACUACAUGAACUAGUGAAUUGGGCUUGUUUUAGUUCCUAUUUGUUGGUUUCUCAGUGCACUUAGUUGGAAAAGGGUCACUCACCAAGCUGUUAAAAUGAGAAUCGAAGACGUUUGUACAAGGUUAUAUUUUUCCAUUGCUAUGAAAAACAAUAAAAUGAUAUCAAACAUUCCCCAA
This is a messenger RNA of Salvelinus fontinalis (brook trout), 4337 nucleotides long. RefSeq names its product importin subunit beta-1-like. The record is from RefSeq and is a predicted model, not a curated record. Gene Ontology annotation, biological process: protein import into nucleus. Lineage: Eukaryota; Metazoa; Chordata; Actinopteri; Salmoniformes; Salmonidae. Gene Ontology annotation, molecular function: small GTPase binding; nuclear import signal receptor activity. Gene Ontology annotation, cellular component: nucleus; cytoplasm.